This is a messenger RNA of Paramuricea clavata, 2079 nucleotides long. The record is from the annotation of a GenBank genome assembly. NCBI's taxonomy places the organism in Eukaryota, Metazoa, Cnidaria, Anthozoa, Malacalcyonacea, Plexauridae.
AUGCCUCUGCCUGAGUUUGUUCGCCGGCAUAUCCAGUAUUCGUGCAACGCACCAGCAACUAGCAAGAAAGAUGAAUGUGGAGAUGGAGUGGAGAUGCAAAGACCUUCAGUCACCUCUGAACAGCUAGAAGAAAUGCGAAUGAAAGGAAACGAUUUUUUUAAAAAGGGUCUUUACAAUGAUGCGUUAAAAAUCUAUUCUGACGCCAUUGACAAAUCGAAGAACACAGCUUUCUUUGAUGUGAGGUUGUUAAAUAAUCGAGCAUCGGUAUAUCUUAAACUUGAGCAAUAUGAUGAAGCCUUGCUAGAUGCAGAAGAAUACAUAUUACAAUGCCCACAAUGUUGGAAAGGUUAUGCGAGGAAAGCGUUGGCUCUUUUUGAGUUGAAGGAUAUGCAGGAUGCGUGUGUUGCAGCUUCGAUGGCUUAUUACUACGAAAGGAACGUUUUCCGUGAUUUUGAACCUUUUAGGAGAAAAUUUGGCUCUUCAAUGGAGAUGCGUCUGUUUGUGUGUCGCGAUACCUCAGAUUUGUCAGCAGCCUUGUGGAUGGUGAGAACAUUUUUAUGGCGGAAUCUAUCCGGAAACAAUUCUGAGGAUUUGCCUGUUAUCAUUCUAGAAAACGGUGAUUACCUUGUUUCCUCACAUACUGUCGACUCCGACCUUUUUUCUAGUGAUGGCAAGGAACACGAACUUCCCAUUGGAAACUGCAUUCUUUUAGGCACUGAAGGUGAAUGUUCGGUGACAUUUGAUGAUAAUCAUAACGUAGUUUUCGAUAAGGCUUUUACAGCUCGCAAUGUUCGCUUCCACUGUCGCUUUUCUAGCAGUCAUUUUCUUCCUGACUCUGUAGUAAAGCUCAGUCACUGUUUUUUUGAGAGUUCUAACCAUACUUACUUUUCCUUUUGUUGCAAAGGAAAAUUGAGAGCUGAUAGUUGUAAGUUUUAUAAUUGCAUCCAAGGUGGGCUUCUGGUUGUUGGUGAUGCAGAGGUUGAAAAUUCAGAGUUUUUUGGCAAUGCAGUAGGUAUAGAAGUGGGAGAAGGUGGACGUUUAGUCGUAAGAAAAACUAAAAUGUACAGUAAUAUUAAUGGAUUCUUUAUUAGUUCACAAGCAAAGGAAUGCGUUGUAGAAGAUUGCGAGCUUUAUGACAACGAGAAGAAUGGUAUUCUUGUUGCUAAUUGUGCAUCUGAUGUUAUAAUAAAGGGGAACCGUAUUUAUGAUAAUGACGAAUCUGGGAUAUUGGUGACUAUGAAUUCUAACGUAUCUAUAUUGGAGAACGAGAUUUUAAGAAACAGUGACUGGGGCAUACUUAUCAAUAGUCUCAGUCAAGCUGUCGUGAAGAAAAAUAAAAUCCAUAAUAACCAAUGUGGUGGCAUUUGUGUAACGGGUCAUUCCUCAGGCGAAAAGUCUGUUGUUGAAUACAAUCACAUUUCUUUUAAUUCUGGACCUGGAAUUUACGAAGAAGGUUCACUGACUAAACGCAAAGAAAAUAAGUUAGAGCAUAACAAAGAAGAAAGGAAUCAAUCAACAGCACAAAGUGAAGCCAAGUUAUGCUACUGCUGCAAAAAGCCUGACAAGAAUUUAAAGAAAUGCAGCGAUUGCUUUACGGCUCAGUACUGCGGGAAAAAAUGCCACAGAAGUGACUGGAAGAACCACAAGGAGAUAUGCGAUCGUUUGUUAUAUGAUGGAAGUAUUGUCUUAAACUAUGUCCGAGAACCAAUUAUGAGAUAUUAUUUAUCUCGCAAUAAACGGAUCCCAAUGUUUAAGCGAGGACCUGGUAUUUUACCCGUCGGUCCAAAAUACUGUCCACCACCAAAUACGACCACCCGGUUUAUCGUUAAGAUGAGCGCAGGCGUUGCGAUCCUGCAAGGAAACAAUUUCGACCCUUCCGUGGUUCGUCUGUACGAUCGUAGUCUGAAGAUAGAUGGGAUUCUGACUGGCGCUGAUCAAAUUUAUCAUCUCGUCCGGCGGCAUGGCGCCAUGGGUCAGUUGUUGAAAUCCUGGAAAAAACUGUUUAUGUGGGUUAAAGGGCCUGAAGAUGGAAAACUUCGUGUUUUUAUCAACGAGUUUCCUCCAUAUCAAAACUGGUGA